Molecule: messenger RNA, 1695 nt
Organism: Asparagus officinalis (garden asparagus)
Lineage: Eukaryota; Viridiplantae; Streptophyta; Magnoliopsida; Asparagales; Asparagaceae
Product: jmjC domain-containing protein 4
Exons: 9
Coding region: 53-1576 (507 amino acids)
Biological process (GO): negative regulation of gene expression; positive regulation of translational termination; protein hydroxylation
Cellular component (GO): nucleus; cytoplasm
Molecular function (GO): histone H4R3 demethylase activity; sequence-specific DNA binding
Source: RefSeq, a predicted model, not a curated record
GAAAUUUUUGAGCGCUACAAGUAGAGAGAAGCAAAAAGAGGAUUACAGAGAGAUGGGGCUUAGAAUUGAAGGAGAAAUUGAAAGAGUUAAUGGAAAGGAAUUGAGCUACGAAUCUUUUGUAGAGAAAUACUUGAAGAAGAACCAGCCUGUAGUUCUCACUGGUCUAAUGGACGAUUGGAGAGCUUGCAGAGAUUGGGUCAAAGAUGAUGGACAACCAAACCUCCAAUUCUUCUCGACCCAUUUCGGCAAAUCUAGGGUUCAGGUAGCAGACUGUUGUACAAGAGAAUUCACAGAUCAGAAGAGACUUGAGAUGUCUGUCUCAGAGUUUGUAGAUCACUGGCUUGAAUUUUCUGCAGGAAACUGUGGCGAUGAUGUGAAGUGCAAUAAGAGAAGCCAAUCAUUAUGGUACUUGAAGGACUGGCACUUUGUCAAGGAGUACCCCAAGUAUGUGGCUUACACAACACCAUCAUUUUUUCUCGAUGAUUGGCUCAAUCUAUAUCUUGACACCCACUCUAUGCAUCAACACAAGGAUACUCAUCAUGAUAAGAAUGAUAUAAACUGUGCUGACUACCGGUUUGUUUACAUGGGAGCUAAAGGUACAUGGACUCCUCUUCAUGCUGAUGUUUUCAGGUCAUACAGCUGGUCUGCAAAUGUUUGUGGGAAAAAGCUGUGGCUUCUUCUACCCCCAUUACAGUGUCAUCUUAUCUUUGACAGGAAUUUGAAAACCUCAAUAUAUGAUGUUCAUGGUGAUAUUUCUGAAAUAAAGUUUCCAGGAUUCAGUCAGGCUAUUUGGUGGGAAUGUACUCAAGAACAGAAUGAAAUAAUUUUUGUGCCAAGUGGAUGGUAUCAUCAAGUCCAUAAUUUGGAGGACACGAUUUCCAUAAAUCACAAUUGGUUCAAUGCUUAUAACCUUUCCUGGGUGUGGAACUUACUAUUGAAGGACUACAAAGAGGCGAAGGAGUAUAUAGAAGAUAUCCGAGAGAUUUGUGAUGAUUUUGAGAGCCUUUGCCAGAGGAAUCUUGCAGCCAACACAGGCAUGAACUACUAUGAUCUCUUUAUCUUCAUCAGAAGAUUUGCUUUGGCCAAUCUGACACUUCUCCAUGAUCUUAGAAAGGAUGAGAACACCUUCCUUUGUCUGAGCAAGGCUCACAUUCUUAUUAGUAACCUUGUAUCAAUUCGUGAGGUUGCAUUACGAAUGGUGUCAGCUGAGGCCUUUGCAGAAGAGAAUCUAAAUAGAUAUUCUGAAGGAAACCUCACCGCAUUGUCUGAUAUCAAAAAAAUUACAGAUGAACCAUGCUUCAUUGAACUAUGCACGGCAAUCUCUAGAACGCUUGAAACUAUUGGAGGAGUACAAGCACAAUAUCAUAAAGAAAGGAACCAGCCAAUCUUCUCAAGUGAAGGGAAAUUUGAAGUUUUUAAUGAUUGUGGUUGUAUACCAUGUACUCCAGAAGAUCUAGUCAAAAUGAUCGACCUAUUUAUUUCAGAUCUUAGCAUCCAUGGCAAAGAUUUUAAGUUUGGCUUGCAAUCUAAUAUCUGUGGCAGUGAAACCUUCAGCAUUGAGAGAGUGGUGUUAUGAGAAUUAUCAAAAUAUGUUGUCGGAUCAUGAUAUAAUCUAAAAUGACUGUCAAAGGAUUAAUCAAAAGACUCAAGUUUCACAUUUAUAGAUUCAUUUUAUGGCUGUUAUUAAAGGAUAAA